Neltuma alba is the source of this 1658-nucleotide messenger RNA. RefSeq lists its product as uncharacterized. Gene Ontology annotation, molecular function: DNA binding. Bases 173 to 1525 code for a protein of 450 amino acids. The transcript is spliced from 7 exons. NCBI's taxonomy places the organism in Eukaryota, Viridiplantae, Streptophyta, Magnoliopsida, Fabales, Fabaceae. The record is from RefSeq and is a predicted model, not a curated record.
CUAUGCUGUUUCAGAAUUUGCUAUUGUUCGAGGCCCUAAAGGAUUAUGCUCCGAAUGUUGGGAGCUAGUUUUCAUUAUAGAAAAUAACUUGGAUCAUGACUCUAAGGGGAAUAAAAUUAGCUUGAAUGACAGAGAGACAUACGAAGCUCUGUUCAAGGAAUAUUGGGAGAUCAUGAAGGCAAAGGAAGGUUUGACUAGGGAUGUCGUCUGUGCUACUCUAACCAAGUAUAAAAUGGAUCAGGAUUCUGUUCUUCAUAGAAGUUUUAGUGAUACUGAAGAAGAAGACGACGAGGACGACGAUGACAGGCAGGGGGAUGAGGAGAGCUGGAUAUCAUGUGAUGCAGACAAUCAUAAGGUUGGGCCCAAAAGGAAAAGAUCCAAAUCAAAGGAGUUCAUAGGACGGGAGUCAAAAUCUGCUCAGACCAAGUAUAAAAAGGAUAAGAGUUCUCUUCAUCAAAGAAGAUUUGGUGAAAGUGAAGAUGAUUUGACAUUAUAUAGUAGUGAUAUCGAUGAUACCUGGAAUCCUAAGGCAGGGACCAAUAGAAAGGGGUCUGAAUCAGUGGAAUUCAUAGGAUGGGGAUCAAAAUCUGUCAUUGAUUUUCUUACAUCUAUUGGGGAAGAUGUAACUAAACCAUUCACACGAUGGGGUGUUAGUUUUCUCAUCCAUGAAUAUAUUGACAAAAAACAACUUCGUCACCCUAAAUUCAACAAGAAGUUCAUUCCUGAUGAAAAGUUGACUCCCAUAUUUGGAAAGAAAGCUGUAUCAGAAAACAAAGUAUAUUCUUUGUUGAAGGCCCACAUUGCUGAAGGCUUACAGCCAAUAACAGGGGAGAAAGAUGAUGUUGAAAACAAAGACAAUUUUGCCUACAAGGUUCCUAAUGAUCAGCCAAGCUUAUUGAGCAGAUCUUUGUUGAAGAAAGGGGAUUAUAUAACCCGAUUAAGUUGUUUUGCAUCCGUUAAUGCUGAAAAUAUUAAACUAAUAUACUUGAAACAAAGCCUGGUGCGAGAGCUAUCAAAACAGCCUGGAAAUUUUGAAGAUAAGGUUAUUGGAACCUUUGUCAGAAUUCACGUGGAUCGUACUGAUCGUAGGCAAGGAAAUCAUUAUCAUCUUGUUAGAGUCUUGGGUGUGAAUAAUGAAUUUUUCUUGCAAGUUUCCUUUAUGCCAAAAGCUAUUGCUAUUUCUGAUCUUUCUGAUGAUGACUUUACUGAGCAAGAAUGUGAGACUUUGCAGCGAAAGGUGAAAGAUAACUUGCUCCCAAAGAUAACCGUUAAGGAGCUUCAAGCAAAGGCCAGAUGCCUGCAUGAAGAUAUAACAGAGCAUCGGAUUGCAAAGCGCCUGGUGUAUCUGGAAAAGCGAAUAGAAUAUGCAAAUGACAAGGGAAGACAGAGGGAGAAAGAGGUGUUGAUAGAUGAGAAGUUAGAACUUGAACGCCCUGAGAAAAGAGAUGAACUGUUACGAGAGUUGCCAACAGUUUCCGCAGAACUCAUCCAGGAAAAAUAUGAUCCCGACGAACAGGCUCUAUGAUUUCUGGCGAUUAAUCAAAUGGGUACUAUUAUUUUUUUGUUCGUGUUGAAAGCAAUUACAGGUCACAUUGCUUCAGGUUAGGCAUCAUCCCGCGUCUUGUCUUGUUACUCCUGGCUACUCGUGAAGUGACUAU